Molecule: messenger RNA, 1695 nt
Organism: Penicillium brevicompactum
Lineage: Eukaryota; Fungi; Ascomycota; Eurotiomycetes; Eurotiales; Aspergillaceae
Product: putative amino acid permease
Exons: 10
Coding region: 1-1695 (564 amino acids)
Biological process (GO): transmembrane transport
Cellular component (GO): membrane
Molecular function (GO): transmembrane transporter activity
Source: RefSeq, a predicted model, not a curated record
AUGGCUCCGCACGACGUCAGCGGUCGCGCCGACCUCAUCGACAAUGGCGACAGCGUCGAGAAUGUCGAAGGCGAUCAAACCGAGAUCAAGGCUCAUGAUGAUGCGGCCUUGUUGCGGACUAUGGGCUACAAACCGGUUCUGCACAGAACGUACACUCUGUUCGAGAACUUUGCGACCACCUUCGCUGCUCUGUAUUUCGUUGGCGGUGUUCGCGUCACCUUCAGCACCGGUAUCGCUGCCGGUGGUAACUUGGCUUACUGGACCAGUUACUUGGUGACGAUGGUCUUCACUUUCAUCACGGCAGCCGUCAUUGCCGAGGUUUGUUCGGCCUCGCCAUCUGCGGGUUCGAUUUACCUGUGGGCUGCGGAAGCUGGUGGGCCUCGAUUCGGCCGACUUUUGGGUUUCAUUGUCGCUUGGUGGAGUACCACUGCCUGGACUACUUUCUGCGCAAGCAACACCCAGGCGGCUGCUAACUACAUGCUUUCGGAAAUCACUGUGUUCAACCUUGACUUCCCAUCAGACACCAGCAGUGUCAAGUUCCGUGCCGUGCAAUGGAUCUGCACUGAAGUCCUACUUGCUCUCGCCGCAUUGCUGAACUUCAUGCCUCCUCGCUACUUCAAGCAUGUCUUCCGGUUCUCCGCCGCAAUUGUCAUGCUUGACUUCUUCCUCAACCUGAUCUGGUUGCCCAUUGGUGUCGCACAGACCUGGGGUUUCCGUACCACCCAUGAGGCGUUCAUGACCACUUAUAACGGCACCGGUGCCCCAGCCGGCUGGAACUGGUGUCUUUCUUACCUCGCCACUGCGGGUAUCCUCAUCGGAUUCGAUGCCUCCGGUCACGUUGCGGAGGAAACUAAGAAUGCGUCAAUCACCGCUGCUCGUGGUAUCUUCUGGAGUACCGUUGCCAGUGGAUUCGGUGGUCUCGCUACCAUCAUCUUGUUCCUGUUCUGCGCGCCUACUACGGACGUGUUGAUGAGCUUCGGUUCCCCCCAGCCUUUCGUGCCGCUCUAUGCCGUCGUUCUGGGUAAAGGUGGUCAUAUUUUCAUGAACAUCGUCUGCGUCUUCGCGCUGUGGCUUAACACCGCCAUUGCAAUCAUCGCCGCUUCCCGUCUUGUCUUCGCCGUUGCCCGUGACGGUGUCCUCCCCUUCUCAGGUUGGGUCUCCCGCGUCAACAACGGCCAGCCACGCAACGCAGUCAUCGUCGUCUGGGGUGUCGCUGCCCUAGUUACCUGCACUAUCCUACCCUCCAACGUGGCCUUCACCUCCCUCGUCUCAGCUGCCGGUGUCCCCAGUGCCGCAGCCUACGGACUGAUCUGCCUGGGUCGGUUGUUCUGUACCCCGAACCGAUUCCCGACACCGCAGUGGAGUCUGGGUCGGUGGAGCAAGCCCUUCCAGCUCAUCGGUGUGUUCUGGAAUGGCUGGGUGGUCGCUAUCCUGUUCUCGCCUUACGAAUGGCCUGUUACUGGCGAGAACUUGAACUACGCCCCUAUUAUUAUGGCUGGUGUGACUAUUCUGGCUUUGGUCUCUUACUUUAUGAUGCCGGAGAGUGCGUGGCUUCCUCGCGACCGUAUCUCUCACUUUAUUGAUAGUAAGGGGGCUGUUGAUACGGUCGAGGAAGUUAGCUCUGAGCAUGGUGAGCCGAGUACUUCCACCCAUAACCAGCAAAGUACUACUCGUCGGGUAGUGCUUGGUAUGUGA